Messenger RNA from Bubalus bubalis (water buffalo), 2776 nucleotides. It is a transcript of the gene SLC26A1, whose product is annotated as solute carrier family 26 member 1. The transcript has 4 exons. The coding region runs from base 326 to 2776 and encodes 816 amino acids. NCBI's taxonomy places the organism in Eukaryota, Metazoa, Chordata, Mammalia, Artiodactyla, Bovidae. Gene Ontology annotation, cellular component: membrane. The record is from RefSeq and is a predicted model, not a curated record. Gene Ontology annotation, biological process: transmembrane transport. Gene Ontology annotation, molecular function: oxalate transmembrane transporter activity; bicarbonate transmembrane transporter activity; chloride transmembrane transporter activity.
AGUCCGGAGGAAUCCUGCCCUGACCUGCUCUGUUCUGUCUCACACCGGUCUGGGCUGACCAGCGCUGAGCCCCGGACGGAGAGCGAACGCUUGGGCAAGUCAGCACCUCCCUCCCGGGCCUCCGGCCCCCCACUCUUCUCUACACAAAGUCAAGGCCAAGCCACCACGCACUCAGGUGCCUCUGGCUCCCGUCAGGUUCGGUCUUCCCGCCUCUGGGGGGCCAGACCCACAGCACGUGCGCUGCGGUGAUCCGCCCCCUCCACCCCUCCAAAGGUCAUAAUCAGCAGCAAACGGAAAAAACCUUAAGCGAUAGGGUAAAAAUUAAAUGCGCGGCAGGGGGCAGGUUCCAAAGUCCCGCAGGUGGGGGUGGGUGACUCUGAGGAGCGGGUGCCAGGCUCUCUCCGCGGAUCCCGCGAGCGAGGCAGGCCUCGGGGGCCAAUCCUGGGUGGGAGGCACAGGCGGGGUCGCCUUCCGCUCCUGCAAGGGGGCCGGGCCGCGGCGGGCGCACAGCGGCGGCUGCACAACGGCUUCAUUCAUCGCGCAGGCAGCCAGCGGGACGGCCCCGAGCCCACCCCCGCCCCUCUGCCCGAGCGCGUGCGCCGCGAGGACCCGGCGGGCGGCGCGCAGGUUCUCCCAGGGGGCCCGCUGCCCCACAAUGGAAGCGUCCCCCGAGUACACGGAGCAGGGUGGGCAGCCGGUGCUGGUCCGACGGCGCCCCCCGCCGCCCCCAGGCCUGGGUGAGGCCCUGAAGGCUGGGCUGCGGCGGAGCUGUGCCUGCAGCCUGCAGGGCGCCUGGGCGCAGCUGCAGGCCCUGUUCCCUGCAGUCCACUGGCUCCGCCAGUACCGGCCCCGGGAAGCACUGGUGGGCGACGUCAUGUCCGGGCUGGUCAUCGGCAUCAUCCUGGUGCCGCAGGCCAUUGCCUACUCGCUGCUGGCCGGUCUGCAGCCCAUCUACAGCCUCUACACGUCCUUCUUCGCAAACCUCAUCUACUUCCUCAUGGGCACCUCACGCCACGUCUCUGUGGGCAUCUUCAGCCUGCUCUGCCUCAUGGUGGGCCAGGUGGUGGACCGCGAACUCCUGCUGGCUGGCUUCGACCCCGCCCAGGAUGGCCUGGGGCCCGGGGCCAACCACAGCAGCCUCAACGGCUCAGCCGCCGCGCUGGCGCUUGGGCUGCAGGACUGCGCGCGGGACUGCUACGCCAUCCGCGUGGCCACCGCCCUCACGCUGGUGGCCGGGCUUUACCAGGUUCUCAUGGGCAUCCUCGGGCUGGGCUUCGUGUCCGCCUACCUCUCGCAGCCGCUGCUGGAUGGCUUCGCCAUGGGGGCCUCGGUGACCAUCCUGACCUCCCAGCUCCGGCACCUGCUGGGCGUGCGGGUCCCGCGGCACCAGGGGCCAGGCCUGGUGGUCAGUACGUGGCUGAGCCUGCUGCGCAGCGCCGGGCAGGCCAACCUGUGUGACGUGCUCACCAGCGCUGUGUGCCUGGCCGUGCUGCUGGCCGCCAAGGAGCUCUCGGACCGCUUCCGGCACCGCCUGAGGGUGCCGCUGCCCGCCGAGCUGCUGGUCAUCAUGGUGGCCACAAUCGUGUCCCACCUCGGGCAGUUCCACGAGCGCUUUGGCUCUAGCGUGGCGGGCGACAUCCCCACUGGCUUCAUGGCCCCGCGGGUGCCAGACGCAGGGCUGAUGUGGCGGGUGGCGCUGGACGCCGCCUCCCUGGCCCUCGUGGGCUCCGCUUUUUCCAUCUCGCUGGCGGAGAUGUUCGCCCGCAGCCAUGGCUACGCCGUGCGCGCCAACCAGGAGCUCCUGGCCGUGGGCUGCUGCAACGUGCUGCCCGCCUUCUUCCACUGCUUCGCCACGAGCGCCGCCCUGGCCAAGAGCCUGGUGAAGACGGCCACGGGCUGCCGCACGCAGCUGUCCAGCGUGGUCAGCGCCGCUGUGGUGCUGAUGGUGCUCCUGGUGCUGGCGCCGCUGUUCCGGGACCUGCAGCGGAGCGUGCUGGCCUGUGUCAUCGUGGUUAGUCUGCGUGGGGCCCUGCGCAAGGUGCGGGACGUCCCACGCCUGUGGCGGCUCAGCUCCGCUGACGCGCUGGUCUGGGUGGCCACGGCGGCCACCUGCGUGCUGGUCAGCACCGAGGCCGGGCUCCUGGCUGGCGUCCUGUUCUCACUGCUCAGCCUGGCCGGCCGCACCCGCCGCCCGCGCACUGCCCUGCUCGCCCGCGCUGGGGGCUCCAGCUUCUACGGGGACCCGGCAGAGUUCGAAGGCCUGGCCCCUGAGCCCGGCGUGCAGGUGUUCCGCUUCACGGGGCCGCUCUACUACGCCAACAAGGACUUCUUCCUGCAGUCACUGUGCAGCCUCACGGGGCUGGACGUGGGCCACGCGGUCGCCAGGAGGAAAGAGAGGGGCCCCGGGGAGGGGGCCGGCGAGGGAGACCCUGUGGGGGGCAGGGACCCGGGCUCCGGGAGCGGUGCGGCCUCACUGGUACCAGCAGUGGCCCGCUUCCAUGCGGUGGUCAUCGACUGCGCCCCGCUGCUGUUCCUGGACGCAGCCGGCCUGGCCACGCUGCAGGAGCUGCAUCGAGACUAUGGGGCCUUGGGCAUCAGCCUGCUCCUGGCCUGCUGCAACCCCUCAGUGACAGACAUGCUGAGAAGAGGCGGCUUCCUCGGGGAGGACCAGGGGGACGCGGCCGAGGACGGGCAGCUGUUCCCCAGCGUGCACUGUGCCGUGCAGGCGGCCCACGCCCGCCACCAGGAGCUGGCGGCCGCCAACUCCAUCCUCUAG